This is a messenger RNA of Cylicostephanus goldi, 288 nucleotides long. The record is from the annotation of a GenBank genome assembly. NCBI's taxonomy places the organism in Eukaryota, Metazoa, Nematoda, Chromadorea, Rhabditida, Strongylidae.
AUGGCUUCUGGAGGAGAUGCUCUUCUUGCUCUUACGGGCAGACGUACGACCGGUCAAAGCAUCCGCACUCAAAAUGUAACGGCAGCUGUAGCAAUCGCGAAUAUCGUCAAGUCAUCGCUGGGUCCUGUUGGACUUGACAAAAUGCUUGUAGAUGAUGUUGGAGAUGUCAUUGUUACAAAUGAUGGCGCCACGAUUUUGAAGCAGCUAGAAGUGGAACACCCUGCCGGAAAAAUCCUUGUGGAGCUAGCACAACUUCAAGAUGAUGAGGUGAGUAGAUUAUUGCGUUAG